AUGGCUUCCCAGAGCUAUACCCCCGUACCUGGGGCCACGGUGCACCAGCUUCUCAUCAAGCCCAUAUUCGAUGCUCUCGAGCCACGCGAGAAGCUCUAUGCCCAUCACAUGGCGCAGGCCGCCUGGCGGGCAAGCCGAAUCGUCAUGCGGCAGAUCUCUUCCGAAAGCAUCGACAUCUUUGACUUCAUUAUGGACCUCUACCAUGCUUGCGACGGCAAGUGGAACACUUUGGUCGCCAAGGCCGGCGUCACUACCCCAGAGAUCGAGUGCUUCCUCGAAUACGCUGCCAUGUUUCUUUGCAAUCUAGGGAACUACUAUGGCGAGGGCGACAGAAAGUUUGUUCCAGACCUGACUGCAGACGCUCUUCGAAAACUUGCAUCCGUCUCUUCAAAGACAACAGAAGACCUGAACAAGAUUAUCGGGCCGCUGCUUUCUGUGCCGCCAUAUGGUCUUGGCUACCCCAGCGAUAAGUCAGCGUCCGCUUAUUAUCCUGGCACAGAAACUAUCACGCAGGCCGAGAUUGCCAUGGUAUCCGAAAUCAUGGCAAUCAACGCCAUCGGGCCGGAAAAUACUCGUCUUCAAAGAGUUAUUGUAGAUGGGGCUUCCAAAUACGAAAUUCUACAAGCUUCAGUUGAAACGGACAAAGCGCCACGUCUACUGACAGAUGCCAUCUCUCUGGUCCGAGGCGACCAUUCAAAGGAAUUGGAACAAGUUAUCUUAUCAUUGGAAGAAGCAAGUAAACACGCCGCCAAUGAUAAGCAAUUACUUUGCCUGAAGCAUUACAUCGACACAUUUCGCACGGGCAGUCUCGACGCUUUCCACGAGUCACAGAAAGCUUGGGUCCUGGAUGGGUCUGCGACAAUCGAGCACAUCAUCGGCUUUAUCGAGCCAUAUCGCGACCCGGCUGGAAUCAGAGCCGAAUGGGAAGCCGUAGUUGGCAUCGCGGAUAAAGAUGAGGUAGCGAGACUAAGGCAGUUGGUCAACAGCUCUGCCGACUUUCUUCGACAGCUCCCGUGGGCAGUCGACGGUGUCAACGAUGGCAAAGGGCCAUACGAGAAGAGCCUGUUCGAAGCGCCCGACUUCACUAGCAUCCACGCUCUUGCCGUGGCCGGCAGCGUCGUAUUUGAAGCCGCCAAUCUUCCUAAUGAUGAAACCAUUCGUGAGAACGUGGGCUUCAAAAACAUUGUUCUGGCCAACCGUCUGAGCGUCAACAACAAUCCCAAUCUGCCGUGCCACUGGGUCGACCCGUCUGAGCAUUCGAGCUUCAAGGCGAUGACGCAUAUCGUCCGAUUCCUGACAACAGCCAUUCACGAGCUGCUCGGACACGGCAGUGGUAAGCUGCUCGCCGAGACUGAGCCCGGGGUCUACAACUUUGACAGGGAAAAUCCACCACUGAAUCCUCUUACCAAGAAACCUAUAGCAUCACACUACUUGCCUUUGCAGAACUGGGGAAGUGUGUUUGGCAAGUUGGCUAGCACCGUGGAAGAGUGCCGCGCGAUUCUCAUGUCGGAGUACUUCAUGGACAACAAGCAGCUGCUGGGGAUUUUUGGCUACACCGACACUAGCGAAAUCACGGCUGAUGAGCUUCUCUACGCGACGUACAUGAAUAUUGGCGUAGACGGACUGCAAGCUCUACAGCAUUACAGCGCCGAAAACCAGGCCUGGGGCCAGGUCCACCAUCAGGCACACUUUUCCAUUCUCAAGCAUGUGCUCCGUGAUGGCGGCGGCGUCGUCCGCAUCGACCAUGAUCCCACCACUUCCGCUCUCACUGUGCGGGUAGACCGUUCCAAGAUGUCCUCCCACGGCAAGCCAGCCUUGGGAGAUUACCUUUGCCGUCUGCACAUAUGGCGGUGCACGGCAGACGUUUCCUCUUGCAGAGAGUUUUACGAACCGCUGUGUGCGGUGGACGGCGAGUUUGAGGAGUGGCGCAAAAUUGUGUGCUCGAAACCCAACCCAAAGUGGAAAUUCGUGCAGCCAAAUACUUUUGUGAAGGAUGGUGACGUGCAAGUCAAAGUAUAUGACGAGAGCAACGAGGGCAUUAUCCAGUCGUGGGCUGAGAGGGCCGUUUAG
This is a messenger RNA of Cordyceps militaris CM01, 2070 nucleotides long. Its product is annotated as dipeptidyl peptidase III. The record is from RefSeq and is a predicted model, not a curated record. The coding region runs from base 1 to 2070 and encodes 689 amino acids. Gene Ontology annotation, molecular function: dipeptidyl-peptidase activity. NCBI's taxonomy places the organism in Eukaryota, Fungi, Ascomycota, Sordariomycetes, Hypocreales, Cordycipitaceae. The transcript has 6 exons. Gene Ontology annotation, cellular component: cytoplasm.